AUGUUUGGAAGAGGGAAGUCGUGCAAAAUUAUUUUAAAAAACAACCACCUCAGGAAUUUACUUUUAUCAAGAAAGCUGAGUAGUGUGAAAGGUCAGAUUCCAAGAAGAUCGUUUCUUUACAUCCCAGGAAACGAGGAACGAAAAGUAUCAAAAGCGACUGGUUUGAACUCUGACUGUGUGGUGUUGGACUGUGAGGAUGGAGUAGCGUCCAACAAGAAGGAAGAAGCAAGGAAUACUAUCCACAACAUACUUGGUCAACUGAAAUUUGGUUCCAGCGAAGUGUGUGUUCGUAUUAAUUCCAUUGAGACUGGUUUAGCAGAAGAUGAUUUGAAAGCAGCUUUGACAGCAAAGGAACUGCCUGACUCUAUUGUGGUACCCAAAGUAGAGACUGUAGAGCAUUUAGAUUGGUUAAGUGACAAAGUGUCCUCCAUAAUGAAGCCAAGCGCAGACAAAAAACUGGGGCUUAUCACCCAAGUUGAAAGUGCUCUUAGUCUCCUUAAUCUCCGUGCUGUCUGUGAACAUGGCACAUCAACUGACAGACCAUUCAGAUUUGAGGCUUUAGUAUUUGGAUCAGAUGACUUUCUUGUCAGUAUAGGAGCUACUCGCACAAAAGAUGCAAAGGAAUUGAUUCAUGCUCGUCAGAGUGUAGUUGUUCAUGCAAAGGCUUUUGGUCUACAAGCUAUUGAUAUGGUUUAUAUUAAUUUCAAAGACCCUGAGGGUUUACAGGCACAAGCAGAGGAAGGUGCUAGGUUUGGUUACACUGGUAAACAAAUAAUACACCCAGGACAGAUUGAAAUUGUUAACAAGGCAUUUUCACCAAGUGAAGAGAAGGUUAAAUGGGCAAGAGAUCUGGUAAAUGCUUUUGAGGAACAAGAAAGAGUUGGAAAGGGUGCCAUUAAUUUCCAUGGCAACAUGAUUGACAUGCCAACAGUUCAGCAAGCCAGGAAUGUUCUUCGAUUGGCAGAAGCUACACAGAAAAAGUAAAAAGUAAAUAAUAGCUUUUGAGCCAGGCUUGAUGCAAGGACAUGGUUUAGGAGAGUCCCAGAACUGCAUAUGACCCACCUUGUGGACAAGACAAAGGGACAUGUUGAGUGGGCUCUGCAGGACCCUUCCUCCCUCCUGCUUUAAAAUCCAGAUUACCUUGUAGACACAGUGAUAUGCAAGGUCUCUUCAGAAAUACAAGUGACACUGCAAGGCUGUGCUCUAGGAAAAUUUUCAAGGCGCCCUUUGGGCGCCUAACCAUGACAAGUAGGUCGCCCAGCCUUCCAGGUUGGUCGCCCGAAUUGAUUAAUUAAUAAAUAAUUAAUUGAUUAAUUAAUUAAUAAUCCAUUUUAUAGUUGAAUCAGUUAAUAAUUAACAAUAAAAAAAUCCUUAUUCAGAGA
Molecule: messenger RNA, 1382 nt
Organism: Pocillopora verrucosa
Lineage: Eukaryota; Metazoa; Cnidaria; Anthozoa; Scleractinia; Pocilloporidae
Product: citramalyl-CoA lyase, mitochondrial
Biological process (GO): regulation of cobalamin catabolic process
Molecular function (GO): (S)-citramalyl-CoA lyase activity
Source: RefSeq, a predicted model, not a curated record